GAAUGGGUUCGCAAUCGCUGCAAAUAUUGAGACAAGGUGUUUGGGCGAGUUUGACUGGAGGAUGGUUCUACGAUCCACAUUUAGAUGUUUUUUGCAACACAUUUCAUCUUUAUACGUGGCUCUUUCUACUCUGUUUGCCAUUCACUAUUUAUCUGUUUUUUCCACCAACUUUCUACGUAUGGCUCGCUUACUGUGUCUCCAUCGUCACUCUCUUUGGCACGAUAAAAUGUGUGAAUCAUGCUCUACAUUGUGUUUACGAUACCAGCGAGUGUCUCGAGGAGCCAGGACCAGCUGUAAGCCUCAAAAAGUCAGAGAGCGAGAAGCAAAGGGCGGCACGUAGUAAAUGCCUUGACAGGUGCCUCGAUCAGGCUGACCUUGGGAUUGAACUUCAAAUUUUAAAUGGAAAAACCAGCACGCCACCAGUGGAAUGUUCCUCAAGAAAUUCAUACAUCGAACAGAAUGCAGUGAGUGCUGAUGCUGAUAGUAUAACAUCAGAGUACAAUCGCGAAAAGCCAAAUUCAACGAUCGAUUUGAAAGUUGAAAUACAUCGUAAAAAUAGUUCAGAGAGUUCUGAAGAGUCCCAGCAAUUGAAGACAACUGUGAUGAGUGUAUAUGAUGAGGUUGAGUGGCGAAAAAGACGUUUGCAGAGUGGAGGUGUGUGUAGACAUGCGUCUGCAGAUUCCCACUGUAGACACUCGAAGCAGGGUACCUCCAAGACAGGCUUCGAGGGAAGUAGAAUUAAGCAGACAAGUUCGUUGGAGCUGGAGCAACAGCAUGGGGAAGAUUAUCCAUAUUGGAAGUCCAAUCAGAGUGUUAGGAGGCUUGGAUCCAAUUCUGUGCCAAUGGAGACACAUCUUAUCACUGAUUAUCCACAGAGUCUUGAACAAAUUAUAUCGAAGACGAAUAAAGAGAUGGAUAAGAUUAAAAUGCCAACGCAUCCACAAUCUUUAGAGGUAAUUGCUAAAAAAUUACACCAACAGCUGGUGCACCCCCAGAGUUUGGAAACAAUUGAUGCGACUAGUAAAAAUGCUAGUCCAUCAGAUGACAAUAAUUUGCCACUGCAUCCUCAGAGUUUAGAAACAAUCAAUACGAAAAAAGUAUUAAGACAGAAUACCCUAAAGCGUAAUCAGCUUCAGUUACUCCCAUAUCCGAGUUAUGGUUCGGAAAUAGUCCAUCCAAUAGCUGAACAGAGCGACGAGCAAUUUGUAAAUGAGAGUGCAGGUGGUUAUAGUUUGCGUGACUCCUACAGUCCACUGUUAGCAAGAAAAACGAAAGGAGAGUCCAGUGUACCUCCCAAUCGUGAUCGUAGUUUAAGUGCUGGUGGGUUUGAGGACAGAUUUUCGAGGUUCAAUGGAGAAGUGGCUAUCGACGAUGACUCUGCCAAUUCCCGUGAGGCACUUCUCGAGGAGGCCAAGCCAGGAUACAAGAGAAGAUUUAGCAAUGCUAGCCAAAGUAGCCAUGAAUUGUCGGACAGUGAGAGGCGAAAAGAUGUUGCAGAUGGUCGAGAAAAGAAAUUGGAUGAUCCCCUAAACGCGGGGAGUAUCGUUGGUAUUGAUUGGCUGUUUGAAAAUGGAGACUGUGUCGUGGAGCCUUGGGCAAGCAAAAUUCAUUGGACAUUCACGCACUCUGAAGAUACCUCCACUUCAGGAAGUCUACAAACAGCUAGUACCGACUAUUACCAACAAAAAGACCCAGACUCAGGUUCUUCGAGUACAACCACCCUGAGCAUCGACAACGAGGUCAAGAAGACCCUGCUCCCCCAGGCUCCCCCUCUCGAAUCAAAGCGUCAUCAGGGGGCAAUACCGAAGCAAAAGCGUCCGAGAUCUCCCAAAGUCACCCGACUCCUCUCCGCCGUGCCAUCACCAACGUCCCCUCACGCGGAGCCACGACGCCCCUUGAUGCGACAGGAUUGCAUCCGUCGCGAGCGUCCCGAGCCGAAAUUGGAGCCCCCCAAUGGCUCGAACCAUGAGCUCUCAAUGCUCCUCUCAAAAUCCGGCCCUAGGAAUCAGCGACUGAAGGAAGCGAUCCUAAAACUCAACACGGAAUAUCAGACACAGGCCCCUCAGCCCACGCAGGAUAUCCCCGGCCCCAGUAGACUUCCCGUUCUCAUUCCGCGUAGAAAUCGCCCUCGAAUAUUGAAGAGUAAUCACAGAGCGCACCGAGCAGGUCCUCGUUAUGGAUCUCGCGAGGAUUUCGCACCAAUAGCCGCCCUGCUCGGUUUGAUUUCAAACGGAGAAUGUCACCUCGCGACAAAUCACAACGACACGACUGAAGGUGCAGUUCAUUGCUAUCGUGAUGAUAACGGUCGAUGGCUGGCCUACACCUUCGACGAGAAGGGCUCCGGAGUAGCGACAUCAGUCCCUAUUCCUCCCGGUCCUAGUGACAAGCUUCUCAACACGUUGCUAAUGAGACACCAACUUGGAGUUGAUCAUUAUCCACAACUGGAUGGGAACCUAGAGCUAGCUGACUCUUUGAGCAACAGCUACAGCAGCCUGUCUCUAAACUCAGCAGGAUUAACUGUGAUCAUUGAUACUCCACCUGUAUUAUCGAGCCCCACAAACAACCAGUCAAAAAGGGGACUUCCUCAAACACCGAUGGAAUCUGAUGUCCUAAGCGCCACUCACUUUGAACUUAGUAAGUUGACAGAGCGGGAGAUUUACCGGCUGAUGUCAGAUCGUGAAAAACGGUUUGAGACAUUUUUUGAGACGUUGAGGUCUCAUGUAGUAGAGAAUCCCAACCCAAGGCCUACCUUCCCUUCUCCGAAUCGUUUAGAAACGGACAUCAAUACUGGUCUGUCUUGGAAUCGUUUCAUCGAUGGAUUGGAUGGCCCAGCGGAGAAAGCGAAACCCACGAGACAUUAUUAUAAAUGGAAGAUUGGUAGAUUACCGCAUAUCAAAGUGAGAUUCGACAGGCUAUCCUUACUUGCGUUGUUAGAUAGAAAUCUAUCAGUUAUUGAGACAAUAAUUUCGACUUUACUGGCUGUAUUUGUUGCUGGAUUGGGGCUAAGGUUGCUGCAGCAGGGCUUCUACAAAGAUAUCUUCGCUUUCAUCUUUUGUUUUGUAACGGCAGGUUGUCAAUACUCGUUACUCAAGUCAGUGCAACCCGACGCGGCUUCUCCAACACAUGGUUUCAAUAGGAUCAUCGUCUUCUCAAGACCUGUAUAUUACAUCAUCGUUUCGAGUACAAUUCUCGUCCUUAAUGAAGUGCUAAAAAACUUCAAGACAUCUGAUUUUCGAGUCUACGGGGUAAGAGUAGCCGACUAUGAUGUGAUAAUGCAGAUGAGGAACGUGUUGAUGAUUUUUCUGCUGACGUUUCCCAUUAUUUUCUCGUUGGGCCUGUUUCCCCAGAUCAAUACCUUCCUGAUGUAUAUAUGCGAGCAUCUUGAUAUACAUUUGUUCGGUGGCACAGCGACAACCGGGCUCGUAUCUUCGGUAUACUGCUUAGCUCGGAGUGUUAUUACAGUUGCAACACUCUAUGGUUUUGCCUACGGUGCCCUGACCGAGCCCAAGUCCUCCCAGCACAUUCUGUUCUCCAUCUUCGCCGGACUACUAGUCGCUAUUUCCUAUCAUCUCAGCAGAUCCUCCUCAGAUCCUAGUGUAAUCUGGGACAUUGUCAAGACGAAUCUGUGGCCUCCCGAGAUGUACCUCGAAGAAAUGGAAGCGAAGAUUAUAGAGAACACCUCCAGAAGAGAGCCACCAGCUGCUAUUUACAAAGAAACCAAAAUCAGAACUUCCGGGCGAAAGAAGGAUGUUAAAAUCAAAGUGGGAGAGCAAAUCUCGGAUUCUGAAUUAGUUGAUCCCCUUCCGAAAAAGCUGAGAACAACGGUCAAAGCCAGAUUGAAGAACGAUCUCAUAGUCUGUACUGUUAUUGGAGUAUUAUCCUUCGCGAUUCAUUCCUCAACAGUUUUCACUGCCCUUCAACCAGAGUUAAACCCUAUCCUCUGGGGAAUCACCAGUUGCCUGGGUUUCCUCCUUCAUUAUAUAAUUCCAGAACUCAGGAAACAGCUUCCUUGGCUGUGUCUCGCUAGACCAGUCCUGAGAUCUCACGAGCAUGCUCAAUUUGAAGUCAAACAACCUGUCAAGAUCAUGUGGUUUGAGAAAAUCUACGUGUGUCUCUGUUUUCUCGAGCGAAACAUCCUCUACCCCCUCGUCUUCCUAGGAGCUCUGACAGAAAGUUCUCCACAAAUAGUCAAGAAAUUCGGCUCGAGUGUAGGGCCCCUGAUCAUUGUUGUCUGUGGCCUCAAAAGCUUGAGAUCGUCCUACGCAGAUCCCGCCUCGAGGUACCUCGUCAUCGUCUUCGCAGUCCUUUUCUUCCGACGAGAUUAUGCAGGACUAUCAGAAACGUUCCUGGUUGACUACUUCAUCACUAGCAUAGCCUUCGCAAAAAUCUACGAAUUGUUGCUGAAGCUGAGAUUCGUCCUGACUUACAUUGCGCCCUGGCAGGUCACCUGGGGCUCAGCCUUUCACGCUUUCGCCCAGCCUUUCUCAGUCCCUCAUUCCGCCAUGCUGUUCGUUCAAGCCACAAUAUCAGCAAUCCUCAGUACACCUCUAAAUCCCUUGCUAGGAAGCGCAAUAUUUAUCUGCAGCUAUGUCAGACCGUUGAAAUUUUGGGAACGAGAUUACAAGACCAGAAGGGUUGAUCACUCGAACACCAGAAUGUCCUCGCAUUUGGAGAGAAAUCUUGGGGCUGACGACAACAAUUUGAAUUCCAUAUUCUACGAGCAGUUGACGAGAUCUCUCCAGCACAGUCUUUAUGGGGAUCUGGCCCUCGGGAGAUGGGGCAAUGUCGAGCAAGGGGACUGCUUCCUGCUGGCAUCAGACUACCUGAACUGCCUCGUCCACGUCGUCCAACUGGGGAACGGUCUCGUCACCUUCCAAUUGCGAGGGCUGGAGUUCAAAGGAACUUAUUGCCAACAGCGAGAGGUCGAAGCGAUCUCCGAGAGCAUCGAGGAGAAUGACAACUGCUGCUGCUGUGAGAUGGGUCAUUUCUCGAAUGUUCUCAGUAUGAAUGCAGCAUUCGGUCAACGCUGGCUAGCUUGGGAGGUAGCUAGUGCCAAAUACGUUCUGGAAGGCUACUCCAUCUCCGAUAAUUCCGCGGGGUCGAUGCUCCAAGUAUUCGACUUCCGAAAGGUCUUGGUUACUUAUUACGUGAAGAGUAUUGUAUUUUAUGCGAUUAAAUCAACAAAGCUUAAACAGUGGCUGGAGAACUCGGACAUAAUUGAAGCAUUGAGGCCAACUCUUGAGAAAAACUUUGUGGAUUUAGAUCCUGUCUUCAAUAUGAAUAUCGAUGAGGACUUUGACUUCAGGGCCAGUGGUAUCACCAGGAGUAGCUUUUGCAAUGUGUAUCUCGAUUGGAUUCAGUUCUGCGCUGUGAAGAGUGACAAAUCAUUGGAGAGAACUCGGGACUCCUGUCUGGUGUCUCUGUGUCUUGCGCUAAGUCUUCUGGGGCGAAGAGUUCUAGGAGCUGCCUCUCAUAAUACUGUCUCCAGUGUGGAAUUUUUUCUUUAUGGGCUUCAUGCGCUGUUUAAGGGAGAUUUUAGAAUCACUUCGAUCAGGGAUGAGUGGGUGCUGCAUGAUGUUGAUCUAUUGAGGAGCGUCGUGGCGAAAGGAGUGCGGAUGGCGCUGAAGCUUCAUCAGGAUCACUUCAUGAGUCCUGAGCAGUAUGACGAGCCUGCAGCCCUGUUCGAGGCGAUCGACAAUCAUGACAAAAAUCUUGUCAUCAGUCAUGAGGCAGAUCCACUGUGGAGGAAUGCUGUGCUGAGUGGAGCGCCCAGUUUACUGGCAUUGAGGCACAUUCUCGAUGAUGGCAUCGACGAGUACAAGGUCAUCAUGCUGAACAAGAGAUUGUUGAGCUUCAGACUUAUUAAGAUGAACAGGGAGUGUGUGAGGGGCCUCUGGGCGGGACAGCAACAGGAGUUGAUUUAUCUCAGAAACCGGAAUUCUGAGCGGGGAUCCAUUCAGAAUGCCAAGCAGGCCCUCAGGAACAUCAUCAAUAGCUCGUGCGAUCAACCAAUUGGCUAUCCCAUUUAUGUGUCACCGUUGACCACGAGUUAUGCUGAGACUAAUGAACAGUUGUGCUCUAUUGUCGGAGGACCGUUGAGCUUAACCGUCAUUAAGAGCAAUGUUCUUAAACUCUGGAGGAAAGUCAGGAGAAGGUGUGCACAGGGAUGCUCCAGUGGGGGCACUGCCGUGCAGGAUGAUGGAGGUUUCGGAAAUGAUGGGGCCUAUGUCACCGCUCAUAAUAUUAAUUUUGUGGGAUUCAAUCAAUCAGGUCACAACACUUCGGGCUCCCAGUCAAUGGAGUCUGGCUGUCAAAUAGGAGGUUCAACGGGUCGUGGGUCCCUGGGACGAGCAAACACCGGCUCCCUCAGUGGCAAUCGAGGCUCUCUAGCUUCAGUGGGGAAACCGACAAGUUCGACCCUAGCAUCCCUCGCUGGGCUCCUCAGUAACAACGACAUAAAGACCGAAUCAAAGUGUGAAACCAGUUUCUCGAAGCCAGAGAAAGACGAAAUAUCUCAACGAGUUAGGAUAAUGGAUCCCAAUCAGGUAUACGAUGCUAUAAAUCUUGGUCGAAGGAUCGAUGUCAUAUGGCCUGAUGAGAGAAUGAGACAACAGGGGGGAAGAACGGGCUGGCAGCACUGGGUACCAGAGAGGGGAAUGGAGGGCUGUGUUGUCCACCGGUGGCUGCCCAAUCAUCGUGAUCCUAAUCGACGUUCUCACGUCGAUAAAGUCAUACUUCUUGUCAAGAUUGAUGAUAAAUACGUACCCAUUGCUGAACAGGGCGUCAGGGACUUGGGUGCAGAAGUUUAGGGUAAUAGGGAAUUUUUUUUUUAUUCAACAAAAGGCGUGUGAUGGAUGAAUGAAGGGUUACUGCUUAACUAUUGAUUAUUCGUGAUUAAUUAGCAGCUUCAUUCCUCCCUUAAGAGUGAUUAAUUCAUUGAUAAAGUAAUUCUGUUGAGGUUUUUCUUUGCGGAGAAUAUUCUGGAGAGGAUGUUGAUGGUGCGCAGGAAGUAAGUUCUUGAAAAAACGUAGCGAAUUUGUGAAGACAAUGCCAUUGGAUUUCAAGCACUGGCUACAGAUGCGGGUUUUUAAGUUCAAUAAAACAAAUGGUAGUGAAAAAUUCAAUAGGAUAGUGCUUUUUCUAGAGAAUAUAUUCCACUGAAUAUUUCAAUGUAAUUGACCAAAAACUCAUAGAAAUAGUUGAAGAGGAAUUCAAUAGAAUUGCCUCAAAAAAUUCGUUAGGUUUUUAGGUAAAAAUUUCUUGCACGCGUUUUUAUUAAUUGGAGGGGAGGGAUUGCUCUGACUUUGUCAAGCUACAAUUUUUAUUAUGAAUUAAAUACUAAUGACGACUACAGCACUUAUGAAAAAUUAGAAUUAAACUUAGAAAGUUUUUUGGAAUAUCUCCCUCUGCAAAGAAAAACGAUAUAUACCAAACCAAUUGUACUAUAUUAUGUAUUAUACCGUAUAUUAUUCAAGGAUUAUCCCACUGUCAAUGAAAAACAUGGAGUCCUACGCUCUGUACAUAAAAGUAAAUACUCUUGUCGUUGUUGUCUAUAUGAGAAUUAUUUAACUAAUGUUGAGCCGAACAGCGACAAAGUAUUAACCAAAAUAAUAGAAAUAUGCGGCUGUCAAUAAUUGUAAAUAUCGUCAUUCGUGUUUUUCUACAAUUUUGUUACAAUUUUUUUAAAAAAAAGACUAUGAAAAAAUAUAUAUUAGUCACUAAGCUGUAGAUAGCCAAAUGAAAAAUAAUUGUUUAAGAGGUUAAAUAAUUUGGGGGGUGAAAGACAACAAAAAGUAUCUGAUAUAUUAUGUAAAUUUAGUAAAUAUUUGAGGUGACUGGAGAUGAAUAAAAAUUAUUUAGCGAGAAACAUAUCUAUCAGCCAAAAACACUUAAAUUGGCCCUGGAUUCGAGUUUAUUCGAAUAUUCUCAUGAUCAGCAGUUUUUUUUUUAUUUUUUGCUUGAUCCAUGAAAUCAGGGGUGCAAUUGUAAAAUUAAUUUUGCGCAUAUUUGGAAUCUAUUCAAUAUUGUGGUUGGUUUGGUUGCAGAAAAAAAAUCUUGAAAUAGUUUUUAUUUCUAUUUAUUUGAAAAAAAAAUCUUGUGACAUUUUUUGAUGGAUUUCGUUUUUUUUCGGGGUAUUUGCAACAUGACCUACAGAUUAUUUAUCCAAUAGUCUAUUAGUUAUUGGAAAAAGUCUUUGAACUUCCCAAUAUAUACGCAAAAUUAACGAUAAACAACAAACACGGUCAUCCGAAGAGAAGGUCCGACACGGGGAAAAAGCGUUCACCUUUCGAGAGUCAAAAAUUUUUAAUUGUAUUUUCGGUGCAAUUUCCAGCAGGAAUGUGAUUUUCCGUUUAAAAUUUGUCCCCGACUGCAAAAAAUUAAGGGUUGACAUUUUUUUGCCAUGGACACAACCACCUUGAAAAUAUCUCCAAUGUAUUUUUUUUACUGUUUUCCUCACAUGAUCCCGAAUUUUAUAUUACAUUAAAGAUCUUUUUUAAGUUGAGUUUUCGUUUAUAAACACUGAAUUCCUACUUUUGACUGACAAAAUUAUUUGAAUUGUGAAAUUCAUUGGUUUGUUUCAAUUCUCGGCAUCAGCUCAAUCUGAAUAUUUUUUUAUUAUUGGAAAAUGGUUACUUAUUACUUUCUAGCAGCGGUUCUGACAUUUUUCUGGUGUAAAAACUUUAUAAAAUGAACUAAAUAAUCAUGAAACUCCGACUAGGUAAUUUUAAUAAUUUUUUAUAGAUUUUUUACACCGAAAAUCUUUUAAUAUUUCUUUUACUUUUCAUUGUGUAAAUAACCAGCGAAUCACAGCAUUGCCUUAUCGUGGUGUAAACGAUUGACACCAGACUGAUGACGAUGAAAAAUAAAUAAAUACAGAAGAAAUGAAUACUUAGCUAGUCUUUCAAUUGCUGGGGACAACUAGUUUAAUGAAUUAUCGAUUACAGUCUAGAGAGAUGAAUUUUAAUAGAAACAAACUAUGACAACAAAAUUCGAACAAUGCAACUGUUACCGGCCUAUUAUCUCUAUUAUCAAUAAUUAAAUUCUCCCAGUUGGCCCACGACUUGUGCCGAUUUAUGCGAAAGGGGAGAAUGCACUAGGCAAAUUGAAUAAUUAAAUUGAAAAUGAAUAAAAAGCUCAAGAAGCAGAUUUAUAUAAAUAAUAAGCCACGCUAUUUUUAAUUUCCUUAACGAUUUUCCAUCACCGAAGAGAAGAAUAAUUUUUGAAUUUUCAUAUAAAAUCAACUCUCGAUAUCAACGAGACCAGCAAGAGAAAUAUGAAAUAGUGUAAUCCGAUCGUAUUGAAGAUGCAACUCAUAAAUAAAAAUUGAUUGAUGCAGUUAUAACAUUCUAAGAUCGAUUUAACUUAAACGAAUGCAAUUUCCUAUGGCAUAAGAUCGAUUUAAGUUGUUAAGAUAUGAAUAAGUAACGAAGUGGCGUUUUCUUAAAAGAUAUUUAAUUUUCCAUAGAACUAUUUUUUUUUUAUUUCCCUACGCGUAAUUCUCAGUUUGUUGGAUUCUUCUCCUAGCAUUCACUACUUCGCUACAGAAUUCUGAAAGAGGAUUAAUAAAUUGAGAGAUAAACCCGAGAGCUCUUGAUUUAUUUGUUUAUUAUCUCGUGUAUAUAUGUAAUAGACGAGGCAUAGAAAAGAGAACAUUUUGUAAUUAUACCGUAGUACGUAAAUAUUACACUGGCAAUGAAUGAAAAAAGUCUAUGAUACAAUUUUAUCUCCGAAAAUAAAGAGAACAAGAGUUACUAUUGCAUUAAAUUAAACGUUACAUUUUUCAAGAAAAAAAAAACACAAUAA
Diachasmimorpha longicaudata is the source of this 9804-nucleotide messenger RNA. RefSeq names its product pecanex-like protein 1 (gene pcx). The record is from RefSeq and is a predicted model, not a curated record. Bases 3 to 6809 code for a protein of 2268 amino acids. The transcript is spliced from 8 exons. Gene Ontology annotation, biological process: endoplasmic reticulum organization. Gene Ontology annotation, cellular component: endoplasmic reticulum; membrane. Lineage: Eukaryota; Metazoa; Arthropoda; Insecta; Hymenoptera; Braconidae.